AUGGAUAUGGAAAUUGAGCCAAUGGAAAUAAUAGAUUGCAAAGUAGAAGUAGACGGGAUCGAAAUUGAGCUGAAUUGUGAACAGGAGCAAGUUUUGGAUUGCACGAUGGAAAAAGUUAAAUAUAUGGAGAACAACUCCUUUUUCUUAUUGAUUGGUGGUGCAGCGGGAACUGGCAAAAGUUUGCUUUUGAAAAUUCUUCGUGAUCAAAUCUGUCAACUUCAUGGUGAAAACAGUUGUCUUGUCACUGCUCCGACAGCAGCGUCAGCUGAAAAACUUAACGCCCGUACAAUAGAUUCUACAUUUCUUUUUAUGAAUUACGAUCCAUUUGAACCUUUGCCAAAAGAACAAAAAAAAGCUCUACACAGCAUAUGGAAAAAAUGCAAAGUGCUCAUGAUUGAUGAUAUCAAUUAUGUGAACUCGACGGUAUUUGCUCGAAUUGAUCAUCGUUCACAAGACGUUCUGAACACGAAACAACCAUUCGGUGGUCUAUCCGUAAUAGUAUUUGGAGAUUUAUUGCAACUGGGACCCGAAGAAAGAGCACCUGUUAUAUACAGAGACAUCGAGAGAUGUUAUCGUGAACCACGCGAUUUAACCACUCCGGAUUCUCCAAAAAUUCUUUGGAGUCUGUUUGAAUUGUUCGAACUACAAGAUAACAUGAGAAUGAGGUUUAAUCCAGAAGAGGCUCAGAUUCUUGAGAAAAUUCGAUCAUCAGAUAAUGUUGCUUACGUUCAAAAAAAGUUGUUGGAAGUGUGCAAACUUGGAGAAGACUCUGAAAUCGGUAUAGGCGAUGUUAUGAAAGAAUUGAAAACACUGCGAGAAGCUCAUCCUCAGAAAAAGUUUGUGAUACUGGUUCCAGAUGAGCAUAUGGUGGAGCAAGUCAACCAGGUUCUCACUCAAGUUGGACCAGUUGGAGAUUUCUCUCCACAAGAAGUCACAGUGAAACAAACGAAUACCGUCUUAGUAGAUGGUGCUGAGGAGGAAGAUGACCUUAAAGUAACAAAAGGGUCUCAAGUUGUUUUGACCUGUAAUAUUGAAGAAUAUAAUGUACAUGCUGGAACGUUGGGCACGGUGAUGGAUUUUGAAAAGGAUACGAUAACAGUGGAAUUCCCAUGUGGCACUGUAGAUUUGGAACGUGUCUCUCUCGACCGAAGUAACUGGAAACAAUUCCCAAUUCGUCUUGCCGAAGUACUCACUAUCCGAGAAAGUCAAGGAAUGGAGUUUGACGGUGUUAUCAUAGUUGCUAAAGAGUCCUGGUUCACAUGUGAUAUGACGAUGUUAGAGCCAGGGCACAUGUACACUGCACUAUCUAGAGCGAAGUCCUUAGAACUGUGUCGUAUCACACCACUCGACUGUUUUGGAUGGAAAACGUCAAAAAGUGCUCUCACGGAAUGGGAAAGAUUGCAGAAUAGAGAAGAGAUGGAUUCUAAUAAUGAGAUGAAUAUAGUUCAGACUUAUUUGUCUGAGAAAGUCGAUAGAGAAUAUUGA
Molecule: messenger RNA, 1485 nt
Organism: Caenorhabditis remanei
Lineage: Eukaryota; Metazoa; Nematoda; Chromadorea; Rhabditida; Rhabditidae
Exons: 6
Coding region: 1-1485 (494 amino acids)
Biological process (GO): DNA repair; telomere maintenance
Molecular function (GO): DNA helicase activity
Source: RefSeq, a predicted model, not a curated record